AUGAUGAAUGCGUCCGAUAUCAUAAAGAACGAAGCAGGUACAGUGGAGAUCCAACAAGUAAGUAAAAGGCUUCUACAACCAAUCUACAACGGUGAUCAACCUAUCUCGACCACAAUGUUUGUCCCACUUACAGUCUUUGAUAGAUUGGCAGAUGACAUGCACGUACCGAUAUUAUAUGCUUAUAAACCACCAAACCCAUCAAACACAUUGUUAGAACAAGGCCUUCGAAAAGUUUUAUCUGAGUACCGAGAAUGGGCUGGUAGGUUCGGUCACAGAAGUGUUGAGAUUGUAAAGCGGAAGAUCAGUAAAUAUUCGAUUCCGCUUCCUUACACAGAAGACGAUUUGGUACAACAGGUUCUUCACUGCACGCCCGAGUUCAUAGCCAUGAUCAAGAGUAAGGCUUCUUCUUCACCCUCUUAUUCUUUUUCGGAUGUUAAUGGUGGCCAUAGGCCACCUUAUAGCACCUCUGUGUGCUUGGUUGCACAUUUAUGGAAAGUGAUCACAAGGGUCUGGAGACUUGCCGAUUCUCAAACAACAUACGCCAAAAUCUCAGUGAACGGGAGGAGAAGGUUGAGGCCUCGUAUUCCAGAUGAGUUCUUCGGCAAUAUGGUACUCUGGGAUUUUGCUGAAACUCGAGGAAAAAACCUUUACGACGAAUCUUUGAGCCACAUAGCAGAGAUAAUACAUAAAGAGGUGACAAAGGUAGACAGCAAUUACUACAAAUCUUAUAUAGAUUUCGCAAACAAAAAUUUGAACGAUGACAAUCUGACACCGCGGAAAGCAGAUCCUCCGAGUGUGCCAUCCUGCUGGCCGAAUUUGGAAAUCCAAAGCUGGCUUGGUUUUACAUACAACGACGUUGAUUUUGGUGUUGGUAAACAUUUCAUUUAUAUGCCAUCAUUUGACCCUCUGGAGGCAGAAACAUACCUUGUUCCUUCGAUUGUUGGUGUUGGAAGCAUAAAUGUGUAUAUAACUUUGUUUCGGCAACACCAAGCACUAUCGAGGGAAUUGUUCUACAACAUUUAUGGGAUUUCUUCCGCACUGUAA
This is a messenger RNA of Papaver somniferum (opium poppy), 1044 nucleotides long. Its product is annotated as agmatine hydroxycinnamoyltransferase 1-like. The transcript has a single exon. Lineage: Eukaryota; Viridiplantae; Streptophyta; Magnoliopsida; Ranunculales; Papaveraceae. Bases 1 to 1044 code for a protein of 347 amino acids. The record is from RefSeq and is a predicted model, not a curated record. Gene Ontology annotation, molecular function: acyltransferase activity, transferring groups other than amino-acyl groups.